This is a messenger RNA of Branchiostoma floridae (Florida lancelet), 2625 nucleotides long. RefSeq lists its product as uncharacterized. The transcript is spliced from 7 exons. The coding region runs from base 249 to 1331 and encodes 360 amino acids. NCBI's taxonomy places the organism in Eukaryota, Metazoa, Chordata, Leptocardii, Amphioxiformes, Branchiostomatidae. The record is from RefSeq and is a predicted model, not a curated record. Gene Ontology annotation, molecular function: hydrolase activity, hydrolyzing N-glycosyl compounds.
GAUAAAAGUACAAAGGUCAUAAGUGCUGUAUUUGUAUUGUUCAACCGGUAAAACGGCUCUUCAGCGUAACAUACUUGCUUCAGUACGGCCACGCGAAGACUGCUGACCAUAUUCAACAUCUAACGAACUGUGUGUGUGUUUCUGUGAGUGUCAUAUGUACUGUUUGUGUCUAUACGUCAGAAGUUGCGUAAUAGCAUCGGAAUUGACUGCAGUUUACGCCAAGCCCACAUUACGAGAAAGUCAGCGUAAUGGAGAGAAAUGCCUCCCCCAAAGCGAGGCGUGUCCUCUGGCUGUCUGUGGCUCUGGCUGGGGUCCUGCUGUCUCUUGCCAUUGGGCUCGGGGUUGGCCUGAGUCUUAGCUCACCGAAUCGUGCUGGACAACAAGUUGAGGAAAAACUUGUUAUUCUUGACUUGGACCCCGGCAUUGAUGACGCCAUCGCCAUGUUGAUGGUGCUAUCCCAGCCUGCUGUGCGCGUGCUGGCGGUCACGUGUGUAAAAGGGAAUGCGCGGGAAGUUCAACAGGCGGCUAGGAACGCGCUGAGGGUGCUGCAAGUCGCCGGGCGGAUGGAUAUCCCCGUGCACGUAGGGGCGUCGCUACAGCUCAUGGGGCAUGACGUGUUUGACCACACCUACUGGAACGGCGCCGACGGCAUGGGAGACGUACCUGACGUCAGCCUACCUGACUACAACCUGAUCAACCAGACAGAACACGCCGUGUUAACGUUGAUCCGGAUGUCCAAGGUUUACCCGAACCAGAUCACCCUCAUCGCCCUCGGUCCGCUCACUAACGUGGCGCUGGCCAGGAGGAUGGACCCGGACAUUUCCUCACGCUUCAAGGAGAUCAUCAUCAUGGGAGGCAACAUCAGAGGAGUCGGUAACAUGGACGUCGCUGCGGAGUUUAACUUCUGGAUGGACCCCGAGGCGGCGCAGGUUGUUCUGCGGGAGUACAAGUGUCCCAUGAAGGUUGUGCCGUGGGAGGUUUGUCAGGAACACGGCCUGGAAUGGGAUUUCUUCACCAGCUGGCUAACUGCAGACACCGCUAAGGCUCGCUUCAUCCGGGACAUUUCACACAACCUCACCCAGCAACUACAACAAGAUGGCGCGCUGACGUACACAGCCAGCGACACCUUAGCAACCGCCGUUGCUAUGGACAACGCCGUGGCACAGACCAUCUCUAAUGUGUACGCUACAGUAGAAACGAAGGGCGAGUUUACAAGAGCACAAAUGGUAGUGGAUUGGGCAAGACUGAGUCACAAAAGUCCGAAUAUUGACGUCAUUGAAAGCCUUGAUAUGACACGGUUUAAGCAGCUUUUGACAGAAGCAGUACAAUAACGUACUGUAAUGGAAGCUCAUCUGUGUUGGUAGUAAUCAUAGUAAUGCUAAACUUUCUUCCAACGCAAAAGUACACAGGGAUCAAACUUUCAACAACCACUGUUGCCUUCUUCAUUAUCAAUACUGAGAGCUACUAUAACAUACUAAUACAGUGUACAUGAGUUUUUAUUUCCAUCAGUACAUUUUGAUCUUUGUCAGUUUUGUAAGUGGUAAAUGUUUUGGCGGACCUACUGUAGCAGAUCUCUAGACUAAGUAGAGAAGGCGAGUGGCACAAAAAGCCCGUGUCCCUUGUCAUAUGUCAGUUCCAUUUGUUAACAAUCGUUUAUAAACGAUUCUUGUAAAUGACCAAGCCCAUGAGGCACGUAAUCUAUUUACCUAAGCCCGUACAUAAGUCCUUCCUCCAUAUAGUCCAUGGGCCAGAGGGGUUUUUGGUACCACCGAGAGGGACAAGUGCUAUCAUGGAUUUUUUUGUAUUAGUAGGAACCAAAGUUUAUUUUAAGCCACGAUAACCAGUUGUCAUGCACAGCUUUCCUACUGUAAUCACGUGACCAAGUGACGUCAUCCAAAUUGACCUGGCCGUUUGGUCAUUUAUUGAAAAGGACGAGAUAAAUAUGUAAAACAUUCAAUAAUUUCCAAUGAAAAUUGGUUUACAUGUGAAAAAUACCACAAGAAUUACAAAGUAUUAAGUUUUUUGUCGGUAUUUAGCAUCUUUAGGAAGUUAUGAAUCUUUAAAGGCUGAUUUUUGGGGUAAUUUUGGCGUAAAAAUUACAUUGUUUACUUUCCAAAACCAGGCAUUUAUUCAGCCUGCCUAUAGGGCCUUGUUUGAUACGUUUUCGUGAUUUGCCACAUCUUUACCUGCAUUUUGGGCUUUAAAGCAACAAAAUCCGUCAAUUCCAGCAGGAGUUACGAGUAUUUCAAUAAUUACACCCAACGGACUUUUUAUCAAAUUUCUGCGAAUAUCGCAAUGCAUCAUGGGUAAUCCAAGAGACUGUCUAUAAACUAAUCCAUGUGGCCGAGUCAAAAUGUUGAUUUUUCUCAACAUUUGGGGUAGUAGUAGGGCAUUGGUCCAUACAUACAAAAAUGGCUAAGUUUUGGGUAAAGUGCUGUUCACCGGUUGCCAUGGCAACGGCCAUUUUUCUAAUGGCGAUUUUCAUCUGUUUAUGGUCAUUCAGUCGUUUGUAUCAUCAGUCAUCAUUUGUUGUUGAUGGUAUCUGACGUAAUUCCGACUUACUUAUUUGGUGUUUACAAGUAUAGAAUUCUGACCUAUUUCCAAUCAAAUAAAGCAAAAGAUAUC